AUACUACACUCUCUCUACACUAUACCCACAACCCACUCACUCGCUCGCUCACAGUGCCACAAAGUUGCACACUUUCCCCUCCCCCCUUUUUCCCCAUUCACCUUUUUCUUCACACACAUUGCUACUGCUUUUUCUUUCUUUACUUUGCUGAUUCCCCAAUUCCAUUCCCCAUUCACACAUUUAAAUAAAUUAAACACCACCACCACCACCACAUUAGCCCUUUUCCUCUGCGCGUGAGUGGAACAAAGUACUAUAGAACCAUUAUUAGGGUUUGAAAUGUGGAGGGAGAAUGGAACACACUGAAUCCGAUUCUGCUUCUUCCUCACUUCCCAAUGGCGGUGGUGACUGCAUCACCGCCACCCAACAAGACCCUCAACUUGCUCCUUCUUCCAAUCACGGCACCGACGAUCCUCAGCCGUCAGAUCUCUAUCAAACGGCUCAGGAUGGUUCACUCUCGGCUGAGCUUCAGAGUAAGCUGGAUUUGAAGGGUUUGGAAGGUGUGGGCGAAGAGGGUGGCGAGAUUGGGGAUAAAGUUUCAAACUUUGGCCAAGUUGGUGGUGGUGUUGAUGAUGGGGGUGUUACUAAUGGUGACGAUGAAGUUGUAAAUGGUGGUGAUGAGGGUUUUAAAGGUGGUGGUGCUGAUGGGGAUAACUGGGGGUGGGAGACCAAUAGUUGGGAAGAGGAGAAUGUCAAUGUGGGUCUUGUGGAUGGUGAUUAUGACGGGUUAGUUAAUGGAUAUGUUGAUGCUGAUGGGGGUGAUGAUGUUGAUGGGGUUGAGAAUAGGGAAGAGAAAAGUGGUGGUGGUAGGGCACAACACCAGUACCCUUGGAGGCCUGAUGCUCAGGAUUGUGCAUUUUAUAUGAAGACUGGGAAUUGCAAAUUUGGAAUCAAUUGCAAGUUCAAUCACCCCAUUAAUAGGAGGAAAAACCAGAUGUUUCACUUGAAGGCUGUUAAAGAGCGGCCAGCAGAAAGAGAGGAAGAGCAAGCAGAGAGACCAGGACAGACAGAAUGCAAGUAUUAUUUAAGGUCCGGGGGUUGUAAGUUUGGAAAAGAUUGUAAAUAUAACCAUACAAAAGGAAAAGAUUUAACAACCGAGGAGGUGGCAGAACUCAAUUUUCUCGGUCUGCCUAUUCGUCUGGGAAAGAGAGAAUGUCCUUAUUACAUGCGCACCGGCUCAUGUAAGUUUGGAGCAAACUGCAAGUUUAAUCAUCCUGACCCUACAACUGUUGGAGGUUCUGAAUCAUCUCCAGGGUAUAGUAAUGGAGGAUCUGAUCCUUCUUCACGGUAUAGUAAUGGACGAUCUAAUACUUCUUCAGGGUAUAGUAAUGGAGGAUCUAUUUCAUUACAUGGUGUAUCGCAGCAGUCUGUCUCAACAUGGUCUUCUCCAAGAACAGUAAAUGAAACAUCUCCUUUUGUGCCAAUGAUGCUUUCGCCUCCAAGUCCUGAUUGGAAUGCAUAUCAGGCACCUACCUACCUAUCUGAGAGGAGUAUGCAUCCACCUCCACCAUAUGUCAUGAACAAUCCAGUGAUCGAAACAAAUGUUUAUAUACACCCACAAAAAAGAAUUCAACUUGAUGACUUUCCUGAAAGACCUGGUGAACCUGAAUGCAGCUACUUCCUGAAAACUGGGGAUUGCAAGUUCAAAUCCAAUUGUAAAUUUCACCAUCCAAAGAAUCGGAUAGCAACAUUACCUCCAUGCAACCUCAAUGACAAAGGCCUGCCUCUUAGACCUGACAAGAAUGCCUGCAUGCAUUACACACGAUACGGACUCUGUAAGUUUGGACCGGCUUGUAAGUAUGACCAUCCGAUAAACCCAGUGCCCCCAACUGGUGUUGAAGUUGAUGGGAUGGGUGGAAAUGGAGGUGCUGUUCAGUAACACCUCUAAGCAUCUUUGUCAAGGGACCUUCUUUUUCCUUUGAGCAACUCUUCACUUAGAAGUUGUAGUUUUCUUUAUGAACAUGAUACCCUUCUAAGCUUCUUCCUCUAGUUACAAGCUUUUACGGAUUACCAAUAUAUUUAUACACAUGGCAAACGGAUGUUUUUAUGUAUUUACAAGAAACUUAAACAUUUGUAGUCUCUACUCUCUA
This is a messenger RNA of Arachis stenosperma, 2087 nucleotides long. Its product is annotated as zinc finger CCCH domain-containing protein 43-like. Gene Ontology annotation, molecular function: metal ion binding; mRNA binding. The transcript has 6 exons. The record is from RefSeq and is a predicted model, not a curated record. NCBI's taxonomy places the organism in Eukaryota, Viridiplantae, Streptophyta, Magnoliopsida, Fabales, Fabaceae. The coding region runs from base 290 to 1876 and encodes 528 amino acids.